This is a messenger RNA of Piliocolobus tephrosceles (Ugandan red Colobus), 926 nucleotides long. RefSeq names its product lithostathine-1-alpha. The record is from RefSeq and is a predicted model, not a curated record. The transcript has 5 exons. Bases 231 to 731 code for a protein of 166 amino acids. Lineage: Eukaryota; Metazoa; Chordata; Mammalia; Primates; Cercopithecidae.
GGAUCCAAAGCUGUUUUUCGGUUACUGAGUCUAUAAUCCUCAAACUCUCAAGAGAAACUUUUGAAGGUAUGGGUGUCUCAGAGGACCUUCCUGGUCUCAGAAAUUCUAAGAGGAGGUUUUAAGGAAGGUAAUAGGUGCUUUGCUCUCCAUCUCUCAGAACCCCCGUCUCCGUGUUCUCCUAUAGAGAUUGUUGAUUUGCCUCUUAAGCAAGAGAUUCAUUGCAGCUCAGCAUGGCUCAGACGGGCUCAUACUUCAUGCUGAUCUCCUGCCUGAUGUUCCUGUCUCAGAGCCAAGGCCAAGAGGCCCAGACAGACUUGCCCCAGGCCCGGAUCAGCUGCCCAGAAGGCACCAAUGCCUAUCGCUCCUACUGCUACUAUUUUAAUGAAGACCGUGAGACCUGGGUUGAUGCAGAUCUCUACUGCCAGAACAUGAAUUCGGGCAACCUGGUGUCUGUGCUCACCCAGGCAGAGGGUGCCUUCGUGGCCUCACUGAUUAAGGAGAGUAGCACUGCUGACUUCAAUGUCUGGACUGGCCUCCAUGACCCCAAAAAGAACCGCCGCUGGCACUGGAGCAGUGGGUCCCUGGUCUCCUACAAAUCCUGGGACAUUGGAGCCCCAAGCAGUGUUACUCCUGGCUACUGUGUGAGCCUGACUUCAAGCUCAGGAUUCCAGAAAUGGAAGGAUGUGCCUUGCGAAGGCAAGUUCUCCUUUGUCUGCAAGUUCAAAAACUAGAGGCUGCUGGAAAAUAGAUGCCUAGAACUGAUCCAGCAAUUACUACGGAGUCAAAAAUUAAACCGGACCGUCUCUCCAACUCAACUCAACCUGGACACUCUCUUCUCUGCUGAGUUUGCCUUGUUAAUCUUCAGUACUUUUACCUACCCCAAUCUCUGGAACCCUAAAUAAUAAAAAUAAACAUGUUUCCACUAU